Molecule: messenger RNA, 912 nt
Organism: Rotaria socialis
Lineage: Eukaryota; Metazoa; Rotifera; Eurotatoria; Philodinida; Philodinidae
Source: the annotation of a GenBank genome assembly
AUGCCCAAUAUUCCUGCCAAUGCCAGAUGGACACAGAAUGGCGUGACUGUUGCUGGAGGCAACGGAAAAGGCAGUGCCACAAAUCAACUCUACUGGCCUUAUGGUCUUUUCGUUGAUAAAGAUCAAACAGUGAUCAUCGCUGACUGCUCCAAUCAUCGUAUCCUACAAUGGCAGACAAGUGAUAGGAAUGGGCGAGUCGUUGCUGGUGGUAAUGGCUGUGGGGAUGGAUUGAAUCAAUUACAUGGUCCAACUGAUGUGCUGAUUGACAAAGAGACCGAUAGUCUCAUUUUAUGCGAUGAAUUGAAUCGACGAGUCGUACAAUGGUCUCGUCAUGGUGACAACCCACAAAGAGAAAUCCUCAUUGAUAACAUCAAGUGUUGGGGAUUGGCUAUGGAUUAUCAGAGAUAUCUCUACGUUUCUGACACCGAAAAACAUGAAGUAAGACGAUAUCAAUUGGGAGAAAAGCGUGGUACUGUCGUAGCUGGUGGUAAUGGGCAAGGUUCUGGUCUCAAUCAACUUAGAUAUCCGACUUAUCUCUUUGUCGAUCGACAACAGAAUGUCUACGUAGCAGACAAUGAGAAUCAUCGGGUAAUGAAAUGGAAUAAAGGUGCAAAAGAGGGAACUAUCGUGGCUGGAAGCCAACGUGAAGGAAAUUCUUCAACGCAACUAUCUGGUCCCUAUGGAAUCUUCGUUGAUACACGUGGCACUCUCUAUGUGUCAGAUUCGGGGAAUAAUCGUGUGAUGCGUUGGCCUCAAGAAGCGAAACAAGGUACUGUGCUCGUGGGUGGAAAUAGCGAAGCGGCAGAAGCAAAUCAGUUGAAUGCCCCCGUUGGUUUGUCAUUCGAUCAACGUGGCAAUCUCUAUGUCGUCGAUUGCAAGAAUCAUCGUGUACAACGGUUUUCUAUCGAGUAG